AUGGUCGAGAUCGAUACACCUGAUGCCGAGGAGCUCGGAGGAAAUGUCACCAAGCCCUUCAAGUUCGUGACUGCUGGUUACGAUGCUCGAUUCCCCAACCAAAACCAGACCAAGCACUGUUGGCAAAACUAUGUCGAUUAUCAUAAAUGCGUACUAGCGAAGGGAGAGGAUUUCAAGCCAUGCAGACAGUUCUUACUUGCAUACCGAUCACUCUGCCCUAGUUCUUGGGUUGCUAGGUGGAACGACCAGCGAGAAGCCGGAAACUUCCCGGUUGACUUGGAACAUUAG
This is a messenger RNA of Exophiala viscosa, 288 nucleotides long. Its product is annotated as cytochrome c oxidase subunit VIb. Lineage: Eukaryota; Fungi; Ascomycota; Eurotiomycetes; Chaetothyriales; Herpotrichiellaceae. Gene Ontology annotation, cellular component: respiratory chain complex IV; mitochondrion. The record is from RefSeq and is a predicted model, not a curated record. The transcript is spliced from 4 exons. The coding region runs from base 1 to 288 and encodes 95 amino acids.